Cladocopium goreaui is the source of this 2641-nucleotide messenger RNA. Lineage: Eukaryota; Dinophyceae; Suessiales; Symbiodiniaceae. The record is from the annotation of a GenBank genome assembly.
UGCCGAACCAAUUAGAUGGAUCACAUUCACGUUGGGCCAAAGCUGCCCGGAUCAAAUUCUGAUGAGAGCCACCUUGCACCACCUUAACAAGUUGGCGAAUCGUUCGCACCAUGCUGAAGACCGAGAAGUCAGCUAUGCGAUGCGACUGCUCCAAAGGGGCAACAGCGUGUCAAAUGGGCUCGAUGAUGAGGAGCGACCUUCCAUUCCGCCAGAGGAGUUCGAGAGGUGUAAGAAUCUGGCAUGGGAUCUCAAUAUCUCCGAGGGUGCAGGAACCCUGACAACUUUGAAUUGCUGCUGGGCCUUAUUGCGUCUUCUCGAGUUCCUGCAAGAUUUGAUCACCCGGGAGGAGAUCGAUGUUCGCUUCAAAUUCAGAUGGCGGUUAAUUGAGUUUAUCUUUUUGCUGGGCGUGCUGUUCCCGCUUGCCCGCGCGAUAAGAGAGCCAAGGACGCUGAUGUACUUUCCCAUCUUGGCCAUGUAUUUUAUCUAUGUGGUACUGAUCGGCCUGCCUCCCUUGACGUUUUCCUGUGAGGAGUUGGCUGCAAAUCUGCAAAAGUUCAAUAGCACGAACCGCGAGGACUUGAACGAACGGCUCCACCAUAAUGACUGCGGCUUGCAGGGAGAGACUUUGGUGCAAGUAAUGAUGGCAUGGCUCAUGCUCACGCCUCGGGUGAUGCCUACCAUGACGAUGAUGCGCUUCACAUGGCUAUGGAUUGCUGCAUACUUCGGUUGUGCCUGCGUGUGGGAUUGGGCUGAGAAGAAUUGGGCUGAGAAGAACGGGACAGCAGUUCCGCACACCCAACAGGCCAAGCAGUUCCGGGACCUGCUUCUCAUCGUCCUCUUGCUUUGUUGCGUCAACCUCUUCGCAGUAGGAAGGAAGUACUACCUGGAGAAGGGGCAGCAAACAAAAUUCAUCUAUGACUGGCAGCAGCGUGAGGCCACUCAGCAGAUCUUCCGAAUUUUGGAGUACAUGGUGCCCGUCCAUGUGAUCGUGCCAAUGCUCAAGAAACCGGGCUCUGUGAUUGCGGAUGAGGUGAAAUGUGCCUCCAUCCUCUUCGUAAUGUUUUCUGACUUUGACCAGACUGCUCGCAGGAAGCAGCCAGCGGAGCUGCUAGACUAUUUAAACUCCUACUUCACCCAGUUUGACAAGAUCUGUGCUCAGCACGAGGUCACGAAGAUCGAGACUGUGGGCGAAGAGUACGUUUGUGCAGUGGGUGUUGUACCAAGAGAUUGGGAGGUUAAUGAUGCCUUGGGCCAUGCGGUCAUUCUGCACCGCCUGAUCAAGGCGGCAACCGAGAUCUUGCAAGUUCAGCGAGAUUCCGAUGAGGAGGUGAAGCUCAAGAUGGGAAUUCACACCGGUCCUGUGGUUGCUGGAGUCAUUGGACAGAAGCUGCCAAGGUUUCGCCUGUUUGGAGACACCAUCAACACGGCAGCCCGCAUCAUGCAGAAGGGGCUGCCUGGCGAGCUGCAGUUCGGCAAGGCCACGAAAGACAAUUUGCCUCCUGGAGUGAAAUGCCGCUUUCGCGACAACAUUGAAAUGAAGGGCAAAGGGAAGGUACCUACGUGGCUCUUAGGGGCUGAGGAGGCACUGCAGCCCCAGACAGAGCCAAGAGUGGAGCCCGCGCCCAAGCCGGAGCCCGCCAAGACCGCCAAAAAGCGAGUGAGCUUCGCGGAAACAAGGGAUUCGACUUCCUCCAGGGGCUCCCGGCCGUCGAUUACUGAUGCGCUCCGCAGUGUCGACGCGCAGCUGCCAUCGACGCCAGAUGGGGACGAAGCCUGGAAUGUGGUGCAGCAGCUUUCCGAGAGGUCCAGAAAAGCGAAUGCAGAAAGGAGAGAUCGAAGACCGUCAAGGGAGACCGGCCAAGGCGGCCAGGGCAUUGAAAUGUCCGACGUGACCCCAAGGAGGUCGAGUAUUCUGAGGCGUUCUACGAGAGAGGGCGGUUCUUUCAGUCGCCGUUCCUUGCUGGAUGAGGAGAACCCAGACACUGUCCGUCGUUCCUCUCGGACCAGUGAGGUGUGGAUUGACCCCACCUUUGAUGACGUUCUGAGGAAGGUCACUGCUGAUGAUGAAAGGCCUGAUGAGAGUGUGACAGUGCCUUCUUUGCUCGCAAGGUUGAAACGAUGGUCGAGUCCUGGUCGGGAAGGCUUCACCAAGGAGUUGGAGGAUAAGUUUCACCGCUGGUUCCACGAGAACACCACCUGCAAGAAGCUGGACACUCGCCUGGACCGCCAGGCACUGGUAAUUUCGGUGCUGACCACCGUCGACAUGCUCUACGGUGUCUUUGUCUCGCAUGUCUUUGAGAAUGACAGCUUCGGAAGGUUUUCAGCGAAGAUCCGUUUACCGGUGUUUCUUUGCAGUCGGCUGGCCAUUUUCUUUAUCAUUUUGGCCUGGCGUGUUGCAUAUGCCUCCAAGCAUGCAAUGCUCAGCUACCAGAAGGCUUACUACGGACUGCUGGUGUCAUACUGUGCAAUUGCGACGCUGAUGGUUUUCUCCUACGACGCUCUCACAAAGUCGCCGGAAUUUGACAGCAAUGGUGACAUCAAGGACCAGGAGACAAGUAUCCACAGCGUGCUCAUUAUGCCGAUGUUCCAGCUGAUCAUCACUCAGAAUCCUUCGAACCCCCAGAAUCCCCAGAAAGGCUGA